CCUUGAAUCCUUUUCGCUGAUCUAGACACCUUCUUUUAAUGGUUUGAUUUUUCUACCACUCUAUUUUAUGAAAAUACAGAGGAUGUACGUAGCGCUUGUUCUUCUUCUUAUAUAUAUGUGGUUCUGAAUUCUCCACCAGUAGUAGAGGGAGAAGAGGUCCUCCGAUACGCCUGUGUCUGAUCGGUGUUUUCCUGUCUGUCCCUUUCUGUGUGAUUUUGAAUUUGUCUCCUGUUAGUUAAUGGAGAGGAAACCAAGAACAGUUUCUCCUGGUUGUGAAUCGGCCUAAUAAAAUAGGAAAAAAAAAACAAAGUUGGUCAAUGUUGUUUCCUUGGCAAAUCGCAACUGCGAGAGAGAGGGGCAAGCAACAAUACCGCGACGGAGCAGCAGACAAAGAAAUCUGAUGAUCUUUUUCCCUCAAGGCAGACCAAACCAUUGUUAUUCUGUCAAUCUUGUUGUUGUUAUUCCCUCAAAAAAAUCUUGUUGUUGUUGGGCUCACAGAUUAAUUUACCCCCAACAAGUUUAGCUGCCAUUGCUUAUCAUUUUCGGCAGACCGGCAGUUGGAGGGGACUCCCAUUCUGCUCAGUCAUUCGCAGCAUUUCGCAGUCUCUCGCCGCCUGGAUUCCCAUGUUGCGUUCGUAGUAUUCUUUUCUUUAUAUUCUGACUCUGAUAUAUAUUCUUUUGGUUGGGUAAUUGGGUUUGGACAACUCCUGCGUGUGUAAAAUAAAUCUGGAUCCCGAGUCCGUUAGGAGAUCACAUCACAUCACAUCACAUAACAAACAGCCUUUCCAAGAAACAGAGAGCCUUCUUCUCCGUACUCUACUUGUACUGCCCCUCCCUCCUUCCUUGCCUCGUGGUUGUGGAUCGACAUCUGUUUGCGGCCGGCCAUGGUGGAUGAGUCCCUGCUGGUGAUGGGUGCUGAUUGAGUGAUUGAUGCAGGGCUAGUAGCUCCCAGGACGGCUCCAGCACUCCCCAGUUCAUUCUGCCAACGGUGCCUGGCGACCUGAGCGAGGAGCAUGCGAGAUUGCCCUCCUCCGUCCUCGUCAUCUCCAUCGCCAUCGUCUGCCGUAUGGCCAAGCUGGGCUGCUUCCCCGCUCUGCUCCCCGGCAAGAGGAAGAAGACCCGCAAGAUCGCCGAUGCCAACAAGGCCAGCGGCAACGAAUGUCCCAAGGUGAAGCCGGUCGAGUUCACCGACGCGACGCUUGGCAUCGGGGGAUGCGUGGAGAGUGUCGCCCUCGUGCCCCGCGACGUGAAGGUCGUCCCCGUGGAGGACCGCAAUAAGGAAGCUCAUCAAUUGGUGUCGGUGAAGGGGAGCGAUCUGUCAGGUUUCGACUUCCACUUCCACGAGGCCAACAAGUCCAACCUCCGUUCCGACAGUGACGUGGCACUGGACACCGCGGUCGAAGGUGCGGUGGCGGACCCGUCGUCGCCGAAACUGAAGCGGUCGUGCUCCAACAUCGAGACUAAGCGGCCUGGCUCGCGUGCCGCGCCCGAGAUGCCGGCCCGGUCGCGCUCCUACGGCGAUCUGGGCAAUCUGAUCACCGGCCUCGCCAUGGAGACGACGGCGACGCCACACAGCGCGCCGGACCCGGAGGCGAGCCCGGCGUCGGUGAAGACGUCGCGCACCGCCGACCGCGUGAUGCUGAAGAAGCGGUCGUCCAGCCAGGUGCUGCCCUCGCGCAGCCGGAAGCUCUGGUGGCGGCUCUUCCUCUGGAGCCACCGCAACCUACACAAGCCGCGGUCGCCGCGCACGGCCCACCAAGCAGCGUGCUCGCCUGGCCGCCACGGCGGGUACACCUCGGACACGUUCGAGGAGGGCCCGGCCGCUGACCGCAAGGACAAGAAGGUCAUGGUCGACGACUCGCCGCCACCGUCCGUGCCCAACCAGUGGGUAGCCUUCUGCGCCGAGAACUCCAUCCACGACCGCAUCAGCGCGUGGGUGAGCAGCAUCGAGAGCGAGCCUCCGUUCCACAUCGCCGAGGAGGACGACAACUACGAUGGAGAAGACGACGAGGAGCACGGCGGCGAGUGUGCGUCGGAACGGCCGCGUCACCUCGAGCUCGGGGAGCCAUCCUCAGGGAAGGGCGGCCACGGCAAAUCCAAGCGCAGCGCAGCGGCCGACGAGGUCGUCCAGGCCAACACCAUCGUGCAGUCCCUGAACGCCUUCUCGUCGGUGGCGCACAUCUCAGGGAUGGGCCUCAAGGUGAUGCCGAUGAUCGCGCCCUUCUCAACCCUCCGGGCAGUUAACCUCUCCAGCAACUUCAUCGUUCAUAUCUCCCCUGGAUCGCUGCCCAAGGGCCUGCACUCUCUUGAUCUGUCUAGGAACAAGAUUGCCAACGUCGAGGGCCUCCGGGAGCUAACCAAGCUACGUGUGCUCAACCUCAGCUACAACCGGAUUUCACGGAUUGGGCAUGGUCUGUCCAACUGCACGGCGAUCCGGGAGCUGUACCUGGCGGGCAACAAGAUCAGCGACGUGGAGGGCCUGCACCGGCUGCUCAAGCUGGCGGUGCUGGACCUCAGCUUCAACAAGAUCACGACUGCCAAGGCGCUGGGGCAGCUGGUGGCCAACUACCACUCCCUCCUGGCGCUCAACCUCGUGGGCAACCCGGUGCAGGCCAACGUCGGCGACGACGCGCUGCGCCGGGCGGUCACGGGGCUCCUCCCGAGCCUUGCCUACCUCAACAAGCAGCCCGUGAAGCCGCAGCGCAGCGCACGGGAGGUGGCCACGGACAGCAUUGCGCGCGCCGCGCUCGGCGGCUCGUGCAGUCGGAGCAGCCGGAAGAAGACGUCGCGGCGGCUCACGCAGAGCCCACGCUCGUCGUCCUUGACCAGGGGCCGUGGUGGCGGCGGCGCCUCACCCACACCAAGAAACCCAUCUCGUCGUCGUUGACCAGGGGAUCGGAACCAACUGCAUGCGUGCUGGCCGUGGCUUGAGAGGAUUUGUCAGGCACUACGAUUGGGCACGGUGAUGAGGUCAAACUGAAUCGGUGGGACAAACCUAAGUAUGAUGUGAGAAAAUUACCAUGGACCACAUAAUGUACAUACUUGUUAGGGAGAGAUUGCUUAGAUUGAUGUUGUGCUCGAUGUAUCUUUGUAGCGGCGAAACAACAAUUUGUGCUUGGUUGAAGAUGAGAUCCAAUGUCACACUGAUUGUUCUCUCUUGUGUGCUUUAUAUCUAUCCAACUAUAUUUAUCUGUAUCUGCACUAUAAAGAAGCGAAUAAAUAUAAA
This is a messenger RNA of Sorghum bicolor (sorghum), 3226 nucleotides long. RefSeq lists its product as uncharacterized. NCBI's taxonomy places the organism in Eukaryota, Viridiplantae, Streptophyta, Magnoliopsida, Poales, Poaceae. Gene Ontology annotation, cellular component: cytoplasm. Gene Ontology annotation, molecular function: protein kinase binding. The transcript has 4 exons. Bases 1067 to 2887 code for a protein of 606 amino acids. The record is from RefSeq and is a predicted model, not a curated record.